AUGGACCUGGGGCCGAUGCGCAAGAGCUACCGCGGGGACCGCGAGGCGUUUGAGGAGGCGCAGCUGAGCUCUCUGGAUCCCCUGAAGCAGUUCGCUGCCUGGUUUGAGGAGGCCGUUCAGUGCCCUGACAUAGGGGAGGCCAACGCCAUGUGUCUGGCCACCUGCACCAGAGAUGGGAAGCCCUCUGCCCGCAUGGUGCUGCUGAAGGGCUAUGGCAAGGAUGGCUUCCGCUUCUUCACUAACUUCGAGAGCCGGAAGGGAAAAGAGCUGGACUCUAAUCCCUUUGCCUCCCUCGUCUUCUACUGGGAGCCCCUGAACCGCCAGGUGCGUGUGGAGGGCCCCGUGAAGAAGCUGCCGGAGGAGGAGGCGGCCAGCUACUUCCACUCCCGCCCCAAGAGCAGCCAGAUCGGGGCCGUGGUCAGUCAGCAGAGCUCCGUCAUCCCUGAUCGGGAGUAUCUGAGAAAGAAAAACGAGGAAUUGGAGAAGCUGUACCAGGAGCAAGAGGUGCCGAAGCCAAAAUACUGGGGUGGCUACGUCCUGCACCCACAAGUGAUGGAAUUCUGGCAAGGCCAGACCAACCGCCUGCACGACCGCAUCGUCUUCCGGCGGAGCCUGCAGACGGGGGACACCCCUUUGGGGCCCAUGACCCACCAAGGGGCGGAAGGCUGGCUCUACGAGAGGCUGGCUCCCUGA
This is a messenger RNA of Pipistrellus nathusii (Nathusius's pipistrelle), 693 nucleotides long. NCBI's taxonomy places the organism in Eukaryota, Metazoa, Chordata, Mammalia, Chiroptera, Vespertilionidae. The record is from the annotation of a GenBank genome assembly.